AGAGAGUUCUACUACAUUCAGAUGGAGAAGUAUGCGAGGCAGGCGAUUGCGGAGGGGGUAAGGUGCGCUUCGAACCUGCACGUCACGUCCGACAGUGAACUCUACCGAAUCCUCGUCCUUCACUACAACAGGAAUCACAGAGUUGAGGUGCCAGACAACUUCCGCGCCACAGUGGAAGCCACACUGAGAGAGUUCUUCAAGUCGAUCCAAGCGGAAAAGGAUCAGGAGCAGUCGUGGAAGAAGGCCAUCUACAAAAUCAUCGCCAGACUCGAUGACGUCAUCCCGGAACACUUCAAAAUGUCCAACUGGCUGGAACAGGUCGUCGAUAGCUGA
Helobdella robusta is the source of this 333-nucleotide messenger RNA. RefSeq lists its product as hypothetical. Gene Ontology annotation, biological process: regulation of transcription by RNA polymerase II. The record is from RefSeq and is a predicted model, not a curated record. Gene Ontology annotation, molecular function: DNA-binding transcription factor activity, RNA polymerase II-specific; RNA polymerase II cis-regulatory region sequence-specific DNA binding. Gene Ontology annotation, cellular component: nucleus. The annotation marks the transcript as partial. The transcript has 2 exons. Lineage: Eukaryota; Metazoa; Annelida; Clitellata; Rhynchobdellida; Glossiphoniidae.